GCCAGGAUUGAACCAGCAUCUCCACAGAGACAAGCCAGAUCAUUAACCCACUACACCACAGCAUGAACUCCUCUCUUUCUCUUUGGAUUUAAGUAGUUUGUCUAUGAUGUGCCUAUUUGUGGUUUCCCUUGUGUUUAUCAAUCUAUAAAUUCAUGUCAUUUACAAAAUUUAGGAUGUUUUCUUCAAAUAAUUUUUCUGCCCAUUCUAUCCUUCCUCUUCUGGGUCUUUUUUCUCUUCUUCUUCUCUCUUUCAGAUUAGGUAAUUUCUGUUGCUUCAUCUUGAACUUAACUUCCUAUAUCUCUCAUCUUCAGUUUGUUUUUAAGCCUAUCAAGUCAGUUUUUAAUUGCAUUUGUUGAACUUUGCAGCUUGAAAUUUUCUCUUGUUUUCUUUUGAUAUUUUCUCCCUAUUCAUGUAUUAUGCACAUAUCCUACUUUGAAUCUUGUACACAUUUAUAAUAUCUGGUCUAAAGUACUUGCCUGAUAAUUACAAUAUCUGAGAAAUCUUUGAAGUCUGCUUUUAUUGACUGCUUUUUUUCAUGGAGUAUAGAUAGUCACAUAUUUCCUAUUUCUUUGCAUAUCUAGUGUUUUUUGGUUGGAUACUUGGCUUUUUAAAUGAUGGAUUUUAGGGACUGUGAAUACCACUUUGCUUCUCUGAAGAAUUUUUAUUCCUGAAGGCAGUUAGUUAAUUUGGCUGAACUCAAAUUUCAGGUUGUCUCCCCUGUAGUGGUAGCAGUUGAAAUCUUUCCCUCAGUGUCCAACUGCUGAUUUUCUGCAAGGAGCAAUGGGUCCCCCUCCCUUACCUCGUGAUUAGUUUUAGUGAACAGCACAGGUCUUGGGAGGUCUUUUGUACAGAUUCUGGGGGUCAUCUCCUCUUUGGCUCCCCCUUCCUGAAUUUCUGGUAGUUCUGGAGCCUUGAGCUCUGCCAUCUGAUAUCUCAAGCCAGUAAGACUUGGCUUUCUACCCACCCUACCCUCAGUGGCAAGCAGAUUUAGCAGUGUCCUCUGUCAGAAAAGCACAAAUGUGCAAAUCUCACCUUUUGCAGAUUUACCCUCAGCCACUGUCCUCCACUUGUCGGGGAAUGUGUGUCCUGCAGGCAGGAUAGACUCCAGAGAAGAAAGGGGGGCUAAAUUUAUUGCUCUCAAAUCCAAUCAGAUAAACUACUAUUCCUCCCCACGAAGGAGCUAGUGAGGGAGUGGAGAGAGGCCAGGAGUACAGUGUGGGAGCUACAUCAGCAUGGAAGUCAAGUCACUCCAUGGAUUCCUUUGGUCAACCCAGACCAGAAGAUAACCAGUCAGUAGUCAGCAAAAUGCAAAAGAAGUACUGGAAAACCAGACAGGUCUUUAUCAGAGCAACAGGAAAAAAGGAGGAUGAGCACGUGGUGGCUUCUGAUGCUGAACUGGAUGCUAAACUUGAGGUCUUUCAUUCCAUUCAAGAGACAUGCACUGAACUUCUGAAGAUAAUUGAGAAAUAUCAGCUAAGACUCAAUGUUAUAUCGGAGGAAGAAAACGAACUAGGGCUCUUUUUAAAGUUCCAAGCAGAACGGGAUACAACGCAGGCUGGCAGAAUGAUGAAAGCCACUGGCAAGGCACUCUGUUCUUCAGCCAAGCAAAGAUUGGCCCUGUAUACUCCUCUGUCUCGUCUAAAGCAAGAAGUAGCAACAUUCAGUCAAAGGGCAGUCUCUGAUACCCAGAUGACAAUUAAUCGAAUGGAACAGGCACGCACAGAAUACAGAGGAGCUCUGCUGUGGAUGAAAGAUGUAUCCCAAGAACUGGACCCAGACACCUUAAAACAAAUGGAAAAGUUCAGAAAAGUGCAGAUCCAAGUGAGAAAUAGCAAAGCUUCUUUUGACAAGUUAAAGAUGGAUGUUUGUCAGAAAGUGGAUUUACUUGGAGCUAGUCGCUGCAAUAUGUUGUCACAUUCACUCGCUACCUACCAGAGGACACUUCUUGGAUUCUGGGAGAAAACAGCUCGAAUGAUGUCCCACAUCCGUGGAGCCUAUGUUGGCAUUCAUCCAUAUGAUUUUGUAGCUCUCAAGCAACUACAAGACACUCCAAGCAAGCUUACUGAAGACCACAAGGAAGAACAAAUUGAAGACAGUUCUCUUCCUGAGAACCUCAAUAAAUUGGUUUUGUCAGAUGAGGUAGUGAGCUUGGAAAGUGAAUCAGCAAUUGAAGAUCACAAGGAAAAACAUUCUCAAAUAAGAGAAUUUGGAGCAGCUCAGCUUUCUAACUCAGAAAAUGUUGCAAAAGAUUUACCAGUAGAUUCAUUGGAAGAUGAUUUUGAGAAGGAAUUCUCAUUUUUGAACAGCCUCCUAAGUCCUGGUUUUUCGAGUGCUAGUGAACUUCCCCAAGAAUGCCAGGCUGUCUUUGGGAGCCCCAAGGCCAGUCUCUCGUCCCAGGAGCCUCCCAGGGGAUCUGAGCCUCUUGUUCACUCCUCACGAUUCCUUCCUUCACAACUCUUUGACCUUGGUCUUCGUGCUUCUGGAGCUUUCAACAGCUGGGCCUCCCAAGGGGGAGAACUUCCUCUUUCACACAUGGAAAACCAGCAGGUGCCUUCAGGGAGUUCCAAGAAAUUAACAAAAUCUCCCAACAGUGGUACCCAGGACAUGUCAGCUUGGUUCAAUCUAUUUGCAGACUUGGAUCCACUUUCAAACCCAGAUGCUAUUGGACACUCAGAUGAUGAACUUCUUACUGCCUGACUGAAGUUAUGAUGUCACCUCAAUGGCCUUGAGACAUCAAUUUUGCAACUUAUUGCCUUUGUGGAAAGGAGUUUGCAUUGUCACACAUACACGAAAACAUUGCGUUUGCAAAUUUAACACUUGACAGCCAACUUUAGACAGAUAGUGAGGACUACACUUUAAUAUAUUAAGUAUCUCUUUAAUAUCUUGGAUUUGCAGCUGCUGAUGAUAUAUGGAAAACAUUAGAAACUAUUGGGUCUUAAAUAUUUACCAAAAUUUAUUUUAAAAUACAGGAAUAAUUCUGUCAGUAGAAGUUGGGAUUAUUUGCUUGGAAAGCCUUUUAUGUGUAAGUUGCCUUGCUGGCUGUGAGAAGGCAACCUGUGGAUAAAGGACAGCAUGUAAGCUAGGUUGUGAUUCGGGGUUGGUUUUAAAUCAAACAGUGGCAGAGGGAAUUCUCUGUUAGAGAAGGUAGCAGUAAAACCAGACCAGUUUUGUCUUUGGUUAGAAAGGUAGAAUAAGAUUUGAGAACUCAUUUGCUUUGAUGAAAUCAGAGAAACUUGGUGCUUGUUUUCUUCACUUGGAGGUUAAAAUGUAAUAUUACGUAGGUUUUUUGCUUCAUAUAAAAUGGACACCCCCCCACCCCGCAUUUCACUAUUGAAUUUUCCUGGGGAAAUAACAAGAUGAUUUAUUUGCUAAGUGCAUCCUCUGUAGAAACAGCAAAACUCUCUUCCCAUCUCAUAAACCACAAGAACAGACAAUAAUAUUCAAGACAUUGUGCAUCUUCAGGCCUGGUUCUUCCUACAUCGCUGCCACACUGUACCCUGUUCAUGUUCUUCCUGGAAGAAAAUGAGGGGAGGAUACUCCCUGAGCAACUGGCAGUAGUAUUCCUGAAAUUACCCAGAAAGUUCUAUAUAACUUACCCUCAGAUUUGCAUACUUACCCCCUAUUUCUUAAAUUAACCCAGAAGACCUUCUGGCAGAGUUACAGAAAACUCUGCCCCAUCAGUAAGGGAGUGUUUUAUUUUUUUUUUUUCCUCCUGAGGAUCUGUUUGGUGACUAAGGACAAACUUACCCUUAGAAGGUUGAGAGUCUAGGUAUUAGAGGGAAAGCUAUUUAAUGGAAGUUAGUAUAACGUAAUGAAAUCAUAGCCAUUAUACACAUAUGGUCACACAGUUUCCUAUUUUUUUCCUGCUCACCCUUUCAUUUUGGGGCAGUUCACCGGGUGUCUUAUUUUUGUCAUCCAAUCCAUUUAACGAAGAUGUUCACAGUGGUUUCCAUUUUACUCCUAGUUCUAAACAGGCUUAGUUAUCACUUACAUGAGAACGGCUUGAAAUGUCUGAGUCACAUGGGCUCUGCUGGUUCCCUCGCAGAACCGCUGACCUGGACCCUAGCCCUGGCUUUUGGAGUUCCGGCUCAUGUCCUCCUGUGUGAGGUAGGGAACGGGUGAGACUAGCCCUGAGGGGUGGACUUGGCUGGUGACCUUAUGUGACCAGGUCACCUCAGAGUGUGUGACACCUGUCAACACAGGGUGUGGGCCAUGCUGUCAUGCCAGCAGUAUGCCAAGGUGCCUGGAAGGAACUUGGAGUGCUGCUGGGGGUUCCUGUGUAAUGUGCUGGAAGAAUCCUAAUAAACUAGAGACUCUACACCAAAAAAAAAAAAAAAAAAAGAAAGAAAAAAAGAAAUGUUUGAGUCAUUGAAUAUAGAAAAAUCUUUUUUUAAAAGAAUGGGCUAGAGCAGGUAAGAUGCAGUCUACCUCCCAUCCACAGACCUAUGAUCUGAACUGCCCACAAGGUCUUCAGAAAACCACGACUAUGGCCAAGUAGCCUGUAGUCUGGAAAGACCUUAUCUGAGGGUCAGAAACAUCAACUCAGGGAAAGGUUAUUAUAAAUCUUUCCUUAAAAUAUUUUUACACGCUUAUUCCUAUUUUUUAUUUGGUUAUUCUGUAAGCAUUUUUUAACUCUUUCUUUUGAUUCAGUGAAAUUCCCUGGAAUGCAAUACCAUCAUUGUUCUGCUAAGAUUCCAUCACCAAGUGUUAUGAUUACAAAUCACAAUCUAAAUUCUACACCCAUGGUCGCUCUGUGCUCUCAACUUGGAAUACCUCAAAACAUGCUAGUUUUAUGUCUUGAGCUUGUGCCAUUUUUCUUCCAUUAAUUUUCACUAAUGCAUUAGUUCAAAAAUAUCUGUAUAGUUCCCUCACAUGCAUGCAGGGCAGUCCUUGCUGUAAACAAAGAAACUCAAUUCUUAACUGCUAUUUUCUCCAAGCCCAAAUCCUAGAUUAUGCAAUGUGAAGGGGAUAGUGUCCCCAAUUUUCCAAGAGCGAAGGUUAUCAAAAAAUCGAAACAUAAGGAUUCUUAUUAUUCAGUUUUCAGUUUCUCUAACAUUUUCUCUUUCAACAGAGUAUGUGAGUUACCCAUUUAACCCAGAAGCAACAUUAACUGCCUAAGCAGGCCCAGUUAUAACCUCAGCAGGUCUAACAAUUUUUGAAGUACAUACUUAAAAUUCUUAUUAAAACGAAGGUAACUGUUCAUAUUUACUCAAGAUUAGUUAUAUGAAGCUCAAUCAUUAAUUUAAGGGGCAGAAGCAGACCCUGGCUAUAUUACACCUAAAUUGCCAAAAGAGGAAAACAAGCACAUAUUCAGUAGGGGGUGAAAGAAGGACAGGAUAAACAUAGAACAGAGAGGAGGUCUGUUGCUAUUUGGUUAAAACUAGACCAGCCAUUCAGUAAGAAGUAAAUUCAUUAACCUUAACCAAGAGUGGGCUGAGAACAAUUCUUUCAAAUUAAAUGGAUGUUUUUUAUAUUAAAUGGGGGGAAAAUUCCUAUCUUAUACUUUUUAAUGCUAAAUAAGGAAGCACUUAAACUUAGAAAAGCCCCAGAAUAACUAAAAUUUGUCUCAUCUUUCUAGCCACACUUUUAAAGAGCAGCAGGAAUACCAGAUCAGAUUAAGAUUGCAUUGGUGUAACUUUGUAUUUUUUGAAAUCUUUCAUUAAUUGUAAAACAUAACUCUGCUAUGUUUAAAAGCAAAAUGUAUUUUAACAAAACAGGUUUCAGUAUUUGUACAAUGAAAACAGUGUUUGUAUUUCAACUAUGGAUAUUUCACAUAACUAUCUUUAUAAACCAUCUGGAAAGUAGAGGUCUUACAACAUAAGAACAAAGUAAGUUUGUGCUAUUUUUCUGAGCCUCUUUUAUUUUAUUUAUUAUUAUUAUUAUUUUUGCCAUUUCUAGGGCUGCUUCUAUGGCAUAUGGAGAUUCCCAGGCUAGGGGUUGAAUCAGAGCUGUAGCCACCGGCCUACACCAGAGCCACAGCAACACGGGAUCCGAGCCACGUCUGCAACCUACACCACAGCUUACGGCAACGCCAGAUCCUUAACCCACUGAGCAAGGCCAGGGAUCGAACCUGCAACCUCAUGGUUCCUAGUCGGAUUCAUUAACCACUGCGCCACAAUGAGAACUCCCUGAGCCUCUUUUAAUAAAGAUUACAAGAUGUCAUAAAACAAAGUUGAAAUAUUUCCUAAUGUGUUCAAUACAAAUCCAAUUACUGUUUCCCUGUUCAAAAACUUGGUUUUUACCUCAGGACCACAGUAGUAAGAAGGCAGUUUGAAUUGAUAAAGAUACCACAGAAUGAAAAUAAAAACAAGGCAGUUAA
Messenger RNA from Sus scrofa (pig), 6319 nucleotides. It is a transcript of the gene ICA1L, whose product is annotated as islet cell autoantigen 1 like. Gene Ontology annotation, cellular component: Golgi apparatus. NCBI's taxonomy places the organism in Eukaryota, Metazoa, Chordata, Mammalia, Artiodactyla, Suidae. Gene Ontology annotation, biological process: regulation of transport. The record is from RefSeq and is a predicted model, not a curated record. Gene Ontology annotation, molecular function: protein domain specific binding.